This is a messenger RNA of Aspergillus aculeatus ATCC 16872, 972 nucleotides long. RefSeq lists its product as uncharacterized. NCBI's taxonomy places the organism in Eukaryota, Fungi, Ascomycota, Eurotiomycetes, Eurotiales, Aspergillaceae. Bases 1 to 972 code for a protein of 323 amino acids. The record is from RefSeq and is a predicted model, not a curated record. The transcript is spliced from 5 exons.
AUGACCGCCUUGGGAUUGUUUUUCGUGCUUUUGCGACUUCUGGCACGGAGAAAGAAAGGCCUGUCAGUUGGGUUGGACGACUAUACCAUGCUAUUGUCGGUGUUGUUUCUGUUCGCAACCUGCGGACUCAAUUUGACCAUGAUUCAUUACGGCAUGGGCCGCCAUGCAGACGAGCUACCGAGCCCGAACGUCACGAAAAUCGCCAAGCUGCUAAUGGCGUUCGAAUGCGUCUACUGCACAACCGUAGGAAUCAUCAAAGUGUCCAUCCUCCUCAUGAACGCGCGUAUCUUCCCCACGCGAAACUUCCGACUGGCCGCCAUCAUCCUCGGCGGGAUCGCGGUCGGCUGGGUUCUGGCCAUCAUCUGCGUGAGCGUGUUCCAGUGCGAUCCGAUCGCCAAGGCCUGGAAUCCGAAUCUCCCGGGAAGCUGCAUCAACCUCAAGGGAUCCUUCAUCGGCAACGCGGUGCCGAACAUUGUGACCGAUGUGGCCAUCCUCUCGCUGCCGGUGCAUGUGGUCUGGGGCUUGCACGCCUCCCUCACGCAUCGAUUGUCGCGUCGUCUUCACCAGCGCCUACCGCUUCUCCACGCUCUUCCAGUUCGAGCCGCGGAUACCACCUGGACGCUCGCCAAGGCAUGCACCUGGUGCCUGAUCGAGUGCGCGAGCGGGAUCAUCUCCGCCUGUCUCCCGACCCUGCGGCCGCUGUUCGUGGCGCUCUCGUCCAAGUUCGCAAGCAGCAUCGGUGUCUCGGGCGGGCGCACCACGGGCAUCGAGGGCAAGGGCUCCGAGCUGCAGAGCUUUGAAGGCGCCAACCGGAUCCUGCGGCCGCCGGGCGAGCACCUAUCCAAGCAGCUCGUGUCGUUGGAUGUCAGCCAGCGAGAUGAUGCGUCCGGGGAUGAAGUGCCGUUGAAUAUGAUCCGAGUACAGCGUGAGAUCACUUGGCAAGAGACGAGAAAGAUGAGCUCGCGAGGGUAG